Messenger RNA from Penicillium waksmanii, 2238 nucleotides. Its product is annotated as RNA polymerase II mediator complex middle subunit MED1. Gene Ontology annotation, molecular function: transcription coregulator activity. Gene Ontology annotation, biological process: regulation of transcription by RNA polymerase II. The coding region runs from base 1 to 2238 and encodes 745 amino acids. NCBI's taxonomy places the organism in Eukaryota, Fungi, Ascomycota, Eurotiomycetes, Eurotiales, Aspergillaceae. The record is from RefSeq and is a predicted model, not a curated record. The transcript is spliced from 2 exons. Gene Ontology annotation, cellular component: mediator complex.
AUGGCGACUCCAUCAGCAAAGCCGGGUGCAACUCCCACUCACCUCACCUCAUCGCCUCACCCAUCCUCCGCGCCCCUCUCCCGCUCCAUUGCUCACAAGUCGCCUUCAAUGAGAACCCCGACGGCCUCAGGCCCAGGAUUGAACCAGCCAGCAAGCACUUCGUCGCAUCAGUAUACCACGCCUCUCGCGACGACAAGCGCUGUGGAUGAUCCCGUCAAUUUCAGUUCCCCCUCUGCGCUCCUCGCGCUUGGCGGUUACGCUGGGAUCAGUCCCUCACCUGCUGUGCAUGAUAGCUUGGUUGGCACCAGCAUGAACGAGAAUGAUAUCCAGAACCUGGGUAUGCAAGGCCUGAAGCUCGGGGUCGCAAGGGAUAACGACGAGGAACAAAGGCAUCGCAUUGAGGAAGUUGUCCGGAGCCUUCGCACGCGCGUUGCAGGAAGAGGGGUUUCUCGGGACGGCAUAGAGCGGCUGAGUCGCCUGGAAGGCCUUGAACGUCUGUGGCAAGAUGACAACAUUAAUAUUGCAGGCAACUUCGUUGACUUGGAGAUCGAAUUUCACGCCGGCAACGACGUCGUUAAAGAGGUGAAUUUACAAUAUGCGACUGCGGAACACACCGAGGGUGGGCGGCGCGAAGCUGCUACUUUGGUCCUGAAACGAAAUCUCAUACAAUCCCUCCAGGACGCCGAUUCAGGGAAAUGGAGAUCGCUCGGUCCGUUUUACAAAAAUCUGCAAUGGCUGGCGAAGCUGGACAAGCUUAGCCAGGAGGUGAACUGCUUCGAGGCACUCGAGGGUCUUGAGGAUAAUCUUAAGCGCAUCUGGGCGGAAGAAAACAAGGAUGGACAGCACGGAGGUGAUCAUGAACAUCUUUGCAAUGGGGUCAUUGGUCGCCCGACGAUGCAUAAGGGCACUCGGGUUGGACUAGGCCUGGAAUACUGGGUUGAGCAAGCGAAGCUACUGGAUUCAAAGAAUAUUGCUACAUCUGCCGAUUCAAUGGCGAUAGACCACCCGCAAGAGACAGAUCCAGAGGUCGAAGACCAACAAAAAGCAUGGACUGUAAUGAUUGAAUGUGAAGAAGGAUACCCAUCCUUACGCAUCUCGAAAGAAUGGGUCGGAAACGAGAUUUUCGGACCCAGAGAGCGCAGUGAAUCGUUGCCCUCAAUUGGGUCUGCGGAGUCAGUAAACUGGCUUGAGCCGCCUCAGACCAUGCGCUUGCCACACGGCGACCAUCCCGAUUCCAUGGCUCUCGAUUCAAAUAUGCUGGGACAUUCACCCCCUAAUCGUCGAUUUGUCGCCAAAUUAGAACCUCCCCUUGACAUUCCAAUUCUCGCUGCCUCCAAUAUUCAUCAACACCUUGGUAUGCAAUUACCUCAAGAUUUCAAAAUGGUGACCUAUGAUGGGUUGUUAGUCCCAGGACCAGCGACGGACUCCUCAGCUCAGGCUGGUCGAAGAAAGCACAAGGCUUCCGUCCAAGCACCCGAUUCAAUGGGAAACCCUCGCACAAAAGAUCAUACAUACACCUUCCAAGCAUUCGAAUCUGUCACAGGCCGUACAAUUUCCGAACUCCCCUUUUCUCAUCCUCGGCAGCUCGCCGAAAUCUUGCCGGUAAGCUUCUUGAUCCCUAAAUCAUUAUACGACGAGCCUUUAAUUCCCCCCCUUUGUCAAGAAAAGAAACCCGAGCCACCAAAGACCGUGUUGUUCAACUCUUCCAUACUCGCAGAUCCCAUUUCAGAAUUACUUUCUCAAAACGAUGGACUCACCAUCCUGAGUAAUGAAGACCCCAACGAGGAUAGGUUGAAUUUUCUCUUGGGCGAUGGGUUGGAAAGUGGCACCGACUGCGCCACCAAUGGCACUCAACCUAGUGAUCCUGCAGAUAAUGGUAUCAAAGUGGACAUCACAUUACGCACACAACUCGGACAAGCGCCGGCUCUCAUGCUUUUCAUCACUGAUGCCACCCGGGCCACGGAUCGGACUCAGCAUGACGACCCGUUAAUAUCAAUUUGUUUCGAGGUUGGUCUUAAUGGCCGUAUAUCAACGGUGGACAGCUCAGGACUUGCGCAAGGCAAAACACAACAUUACAAUGGCGACUCAGAGAUGCAGGGGGCAGAUGACUCCGGAUCUGAGUUGGAGCUGCAGAAUAUACACAGGAAGAUCGCCAGGGUCCUAGAGAUCUCUCAGGACAUCGGCAUUCUGGUGGAGUGGGUCCUGCGUUGGCAGCGGCAGCGGGCCGUCAGCGGCUGA